AGAGAGAGGGGGCGUGCACAACGAUAGCUGAUAGCGAUAACAUUGCAGUCCACCCAAAUAAUAAUACACAAAUAACCCUCACAGUAAAGACAGUUACGCGUGUUGGUUAGUGCAGUGCAGCGAUGGACAGCAAGAAAAGCGUGAAAAUAUCGGAAAAGAUGUGCGACAAACGAACUGGGUUAUUGUUGUGGACGUUGUUGGUGGUGGUGAUGGUGGUGGUGGGUGACGACAGCCAAUAUUGUACUCUCCAAGACGAUGCCAGUAAUCCGCCGAAGUAUCCAGACAUCGCCUUGCAGUACACACUAAAAACGGAGACUUCUAAAGAGUUUGAAAAUGAGGAGAAAGAGCUGUCGCGAAUGGUGACGAAUAGGGAGUAUGUUUAUGAUGGCCUUGGCAGCAGAAUCGCUCUCAAACUUAUUUCGAAGUUCUACGAUCCGUCAUACAUCAACAUCAUGGACUGGAACACCAAGCAGUUGAUUAUAUCGGCUAUUACUGAAGAAUACAAUAACUGUAUGGUGAAGCCGGUAGAAGAAGCCAUUUAUCUCUUCCCUGUCCUCGACGGAGCCGACAAACCCCUCUCCGCUGACCGUAUGCCUGACCCCGGGGUUCUGCUUGGGGUCCAGAACUGGACUGAGACACAUUAUAAGGGUACCUUCGACAGACGAGGCAUUCCAAGCGAGCGAUGGGAAUGGUGCGGCCUGAUAAAAUAUGAAAAUGAUUAUGAGACGCAUUUGAUAUCAAUGGCAACUUACUGGAGCGUUCCCGGGUGGAUGAUGCCGAUCCCGACAGACCAGACUGCGUCCCUGCCCGUGGGUUGGGAGGUGCUGAUGUGGCAGGAAGAACCCUAUCUCUCCCACGAUCCCCUCAUCACCAGCGUCAUGUACUACGAACCCGGACUCGUCGACCACUCCCUGUUCCUGAUUCCUCAAGGCAGUUACUGCAAGGACCUGGUCCCCGAGCCCGGCCACCCCUUCCCGGACUUCUCCCAGGACAGGUUCUUCUCUUUCAGCCUGGAGUAUCGAGACACGGACACCAAGUACUUCAUGUGGGCUGACGCGUGGUAUGACUUUGGGAAGAAACUGUAUCGCAUCGACCAUGACCGAAAUAAAGAGCCUAGCACCACCACCAGCACCAGGGCCUCGAACAGCAGCAUCGUCACCACAACCCUCCUUCUCGACUACAACGACGGCGUUGCGUUCGAGUUCGUCCCCGGCACGCUAUUGGAGUGCCGCGUGUCCCUCGUGAACGCCACACAGCAGGACUGGGCGACGCUGACGGGGCUCGACCACCUUUGGGCGGACUCCCCCAGCGCCUUCUUCGGCUCCGACACGACCAACUACACCUACUACGGGGAGAGGCUGGAGCGUUACAUGGUGGUGGGCGACUGGCGGGGAGAAAGGACUGACUGGCCCCCCGGAGCCAUGGACGAAAAGACGGACAUGUUGUGGCAGUGGACAUUCACAAAUAAAAAUGUGUCCACGAUGACCAGUCUUGGGGAUCACGUCCUCGUCGAGAAACAAGUGCCCAUCGGUGUGCGCAUCAAUCCCAUACAGACCGGCGUAAAAGGGGAGGUCAGGACACUCAAGAGCACUGUCGCCUACUCGAUCUACGACUUCGAGGUGGACGAGGAAGGCAAGAACGUAGACUUCAACGGAGUGCGAGUCUUCGAUGCCUACGACUGUUACUCCGCGAACUUGAGGGACCACCUGCGCUUCAAGUUAGAUGUGACCUCGUGGCCCGAAGUUGUGUGGACGCCUCUGCUCACCUCCACCUACCUUAACGAGCACUGGCACGUCACCUUGGCUAAUUACGGGCAGGUGUCACCCAUUCGGAUCACAAGAGUACAGACCAUCGUCGAAGAGGAGGACGAGGUAUGGGUUGAGUUUGUCCUUCUGUACCGACACUACAUCAUCGGGGAACUCGAUCCUGAGCUCUUCGAGAGCAUGACGACCGGGGAGAUGGCGAGGUCGUACCUGACGGCGGCGGUCAACAACGGAGAUAUCAAGUACGACGGGGAGAAGCCGGACGGGGAGAAAUUCACCAUCUUGGCUCUGUACGAUUCCCUCACCACUGUGGUUGAGCCGGACUGCACCACCACCACCUCCACCUCCACCACCACUAGAGCCUCAGCUUCCUCCCCCUCUCCCUCCUCUGCUACCAGCACCACCAGCACCACCACUCCCCACAUGACUGACCACUCCACAAAUACUCCUCCCCAGAAUUCUCUCACCUCUACGACUGCCCCCCAAACCACCACUCCAGGAGACAGCCGCCCAGCCAAAGAAAACGCAAUGUACACGCCAGGUGACCUCGCGGGUCUGGGGAUCGGGAUGCUGCUGAUGGGGCUUGCCUUGGGCGCUGGCGGUGCCUUCCUGGUGGUGGUGAAGGGCGUGCACCAGACCGUGAUGGGCUGGUGCACCAAGACAUAGCGGGAGGGAGGGCUGUGGGAAUGAGGGGCUGUGAAGGGGUGAGAGAGGGCUGAAGGAAUGGGCUGUGAUGCGGUGACGGGAGAAGGAUUAGAUGAAAGGGGAAAGGAGCAUUGAAGGGCAUGAAAAUGUAGGCAAAUUAAAUGUCUGAAGAGCUGGUGAUGGGAUGUGGGAGAUGUGACAGAAGGACUAGCAGUAAAGGUGUGAGUGAGUAAAGAGUGUGAGGGGAGACAAAGAAAUACAAGAUAAGGAUAAAAAGGAAAGAUUAUGAGAGGAAACUGUGGGAGGUCAUAGACUGGUUGUGAAGGGAUGGAAAUGAGGGAGAAAUGACAUUUAGAAAGGGGUGUGAGAGGAUACCAAUAAAGAGUGUGUGAAGAAUGAUGCGAAAAUGAUUGUAAAGAAAUGCAGUAAAGGGAGUGGAAAGAGAUGUGAAGAGAAGGUAAUGGUAAGUAUUUGAAGAAUGGAGAAGCCAAAAAAGGGUGUCAACCCUUUGCCGCGCACUCGUAGAAAUUCUGGAGGUGUAAAAAACGGCAAAGGGAAGUGUAUGUAAUAGUAAAUACAUGAAUAAACACUGGACACUAAAACUAUAUAUCCUCAUUCCGGAGCUGUAUAUCUGUUUGAAAUUAAACACACUCCCAAGGAUGAAAAUGUCAAGUGGUUGUU
Messenger RNA from Eriocheir sinensis (Chinese mitten crab), 3089 nucleotides. RefSeq lists its product as uncharacterized. The coding region runs from base 123 to 2429 and encodes 768 amino acids. The record is from RefSeq and is a predicted model, not a curated record. Lineage: Eukaryota; Metazoa; Arthropoda; Malacostraca; Decapoda; Varunidae. The transcript is spliced from 18 exons.